UGGCGCCCAAGUCUCCAGAAAUGAGCGUGCUGCACACUUGUAGCGGCGUAAAGCCACCCCGCCAUUCUUCGCUUUCGUCGUCAGAGUCAGUUAAUAUUCCCCUGGGCAUAAGCUUCCCAACGACUAAAAUUAUUCUUCUGCAUAACGGAAAAACAGCGUCAACAACGCACAACUUAAUUUCCACUCGCUUCCUGACUCGCCGGGUCAAAAUGGCCGAGUCGUUGCCACUAGUAAUAAGCCCCUCAGGUUCGAGCUCUGUGGAUCCUGCUUACUGCGAGAUCAUUGUGGUGCGUCACGGGGAAACGGGGUGGAAUGUCGACGGAAGACUUCAGGGGCAUUUAGAUGUUGAGUUGAAUGACGUUGGGAGAGAGCAAGCAGUUGCAGUGGCUGAUCGACUAGCAAAGGAAUUUAAAAUCUCUGUUGUAUAUUCUUCUGACUUAAACCGAGCUCUUGAGACUGCACGGACUAUUGCAAAAACUUGUGGCGGGUUGGAGGUCAUUGAAGAUCAAGACCUACGGGAGAGACAUCUAGGAGAUCUUCAAGGCCUUGUUUUUAGUGAAGCAGCCAAAAUUUGUCCUGAUGCACACAAGGCACUUGCAUCUCAGAGGACGGAUAUGGAGAUCCCUGGUGGUGGAGAAAGUCUUGAUCAACUUUACAAACGCUGCACAACUGCAUUGCAAAGAAUUGGUAGGAAGCAUAAAGGACAGCGAGUCGCAGUGGUCACUCAUGGAGGUGUGAUCAGAGCACUCUACAAGCGGGCGUGCCCAAAUGACAAGUCCGGAGGGAAAGUACUAAAUACAUCUGUCAACAUAUUUCAACUGUCGGAUGCAAAGAAAUGGAUCCUAAAAACCUGGGGUGAUGUUAGCCAUCUCAGCCAAACAGGGGUCCUGCUGACUGGUUUCGGUGGCAACAGAACUUCUGGUUAGCUGUUAGGUAUGAAGCCUAAAUGCUGUCAUAAUUGGUUGAAGCGAUGAACAUCGACCCAUUAACUGCAUCACAUGGCAUUGAAGAAUGGAAAUUUUCCAAGCAUCAGAUACGACCAAAAACUGAAACUUCUCGUAAUAAAGAAAUGAAAUAGUACAAGCUCCUUGCUAAGGGUGGAUCAAGCCAAAUCUGAGUCUGAACACUCUAGUUCAAAUUUGGUUUGAAUAAAAAUAAUUUAACUCAA
This is a messenger RNA of Mangifera indica (mango), 1168 nucleotides long. RefSeq names its product phosphoglycerate mutase-like protein 4. The transcript is spliced from 8 exons. Bases 21 to 926 code for a protein of 301 amino acids. Gene Ontology annotation, molecular function: phosphatase activity. Gene Ontology annotation, cellular component: cytoplasm; cytosol. NCBI's taxonomy places the organism in Eukaryota, Viridiplantae, Streptophyta, Magnoliopsida, Sapindales, Anacardiaceae. The record is from RefSeq and is a predicted model, not a curated record.